UUUCAACCCCGGGACGGUUAAAUUCUUUCGUGGAAAGUCGGAAGCUUCUAUUCCUCUAGAGUUUGCUGAGUGGAAGCUUCUCCUCCUUACGUGGUUUUAUCCUUCUCCAGCUUCUGGUAGUUUCUGUUUAUGCUGGCGUGCAAAGCUGUUUCAAAGAAGUAUUAUCUACGACCUGGAACGGUAGGCAGAACAGCCUUCCUUUUUCAGGGAAGGAAACCGAGGCUGAAAGAAAUCACGUGAUCCCGUCCCCUUCCUUCCAGUCCCUCAGAAGUUCCGGGGAGUGCAAAGAAGGAUGUAGGAGUGGAGAUCUUGUAAUCACAUUACUUGGGGUUAGGGGUGUUUGGCCGCUAUCGUUAUUUCCUGCUUAUAGUGGAAAUACUUGGUUUUCUUUGUUUUGGGUUUUGUUUCUCUGCCUGUCGCGUGACCCAGACUCCAGUGGCGGGCAGGAGAGGCAGCGUCUAUAAAUAUUAAUGAAGCUCAUCUAUUACACCGGAAUAAAGUUAACAAAAAUUAACGACAAAAUAUUGAGUUCGCGAACUCUACAUUAAAAACUACCGACGUAAAGGCUAACUGGCAGCAACCGUCCUCCAGCAACAUAUUCUGAGUCACCAGGCGAGAAAUUGUUUUCCUGGGGGAAAAAGUGGGGCUUUGUGGGGAGGUGGCAUUGUCAGGACCUGGACGCGGGACCCUAGAGGGAUGGUAUGGAAGUGGGAAGUCGUGAGAACUGGGAAAGGGAAAUUUUUCCUAACUCACAUUGAUUUAAUACCAAUAACUCAACAGCGGCUUUAUUUCCAGGAUUCAGGUGCGGAAAAUAAGCUCACGUAGUCACAGGAAUACUGAGUUGUAAGGACGGGAAUUUCUAUCCAGACUCCCUGACUAAGAAAUGAUGAGUUGUAGUCACUGGACUGCACUUGGAAUGUGUUGUUUUUUUUCCAUGGGGGAUUAAACAGUUUGAAAAGAUGAACUUGGGUCAGGUGGUGAAGGUCAUGAAUAUCAGGAUAAGGAAGGAGUGGAUUUUAUCCAGGACUAAUUAGAAAAUUAUUGCAAACAAUCGGGUAGGAAUUAACGAGAGGCUAAACUGAGGUUUUGGUGUCAUAGAGAAGGACUGUUACAGUUCUGGAAAGGUAGAAUCAAUAGGAGUUUGAUGCUAAGAAGAGACAAAGACGACUCCAGGUUUUUAUCCCAUAUGCCUGGAAAUGUGGUAGUGCAAUUACAAAAGUAAGGUCAUUAGAAGGAAAUGCAUAGGAAGGAGGGGAAAGGAGGCAUUUUGGACAUACAUGUGAAGUUGUUCAAUAAACAUUUGGAAAUGUAUCAAACAUGCAAAUUAAGUCAAUUACAUAAAUAUGGAUAGUUGAAGCCAGGUAAAAUAUAUAGAGAAGAAGUCUGAGAAAUCUAAUUCUUAGAACUUUUUGAAUGAAAGAUGGCUAUUUUAUUAAUGAUUUAUAGAUGGAAAUGAGACACCCAAUUUUGUCAAAUAUAGAUAACUUAUUAAACAUAUUAAAACUGAUGCACUAAUUCAGAAUGCUUUCUUGGUGUAGUCUAAUUGCCUUUGGUUUAGAUUUAUUAAAUCUAUUUAUGUAUUUGUUAAUUAAAUCUACAAGUUUAUUAACAUUUAUCACAACACUUCAAAAACUAUAUCUUUAUUAUCUUUUGUUUUUACAUCACCUCCAUUGCAAAAUAUACUCCUCUUUCCCACACCAAAUGGUUCUUUUUGUAACCAAGCAAAACCAAAACAAAGUAUGCAGAACUAGCUGUGUUUUAAACAUGCUAGUUUAAGGAUUAAAUAUUUGUGUAAUGUCAUCCACUGUUCUGAGGCAUGAGUGGGUUAGCAUACACUCUUUUUCCUCCAGCUUGGAGAGCUCCUUUCUUAAUCUGUUUUUUGAUACCCAGUCUCCACUUUUGUUUGUGGUCAAUCAAUGCUAUUCAUUAAACAUUUUGUGGAGCACUUUAAAAAAAAAAAAAAAGCAGCCUGGCAUGGAAAUUGCCUAUUGAAUACAUAUUUGUAUUUGCACUUAUUUGUAAAACAUUAUUUAUUGCCAGGUAAACUAAGCAGUAAUAUUUUCCCCCCAGGAAAAUGUACUUAUUUGAGGGAUGUUAUCCCCAAAGCAAAUCAAACUGUAAUAAUGGUUCAAGUCUCAGAUAACACCUAAAUGAAAUAUUAAUUACUUUUUUAAAAAAUGUUUUAUUGAUACCUUUUUAAUUUUUGUCAUAAUUCUUUCAACCCAUCCUCUAUAUUGAACUCUUCCUUGAGUCAAAGAGAAGCAAAAAAAAAAAAAAAAUAACCACAUCAAUUUAUACAACAUUACAAUCUAAUAUACUUCCACCACUGCUUUGAUGGGGAAGAUAUGUUUUCUUAUCUGUGCUCCUUGACCUUCAUUAAUAUUUGUAGUUAAUCAAUUUGAUUACCUUUAAGUGAUUUCUUUACAUUGUUUUUGUGUAUUUAUUCUCUUAUUUUCUUCUGCAGUGCCAUGUUUCUUCAAAUUAUUUUUUACUGCAUAGUAAUGUCAUUAUAAUUCUUAUUCCAUAGAUUUUUCCAGCCCAAUCAAUGGGCCCUCAUCUUGUUUCUGGGUUACAUAUUAGAUUUUGUUUCUUAGAUUUUCUUGUAAUAAAUGAUGAUCAGGAGUAGAAUUGCCUUCGGAUGGCAUAGUUAACUGCUCUAUUAAGAAAUGCAUAAACUAGUAUGUGUCCUGUAAAUAUCCCCAAUAGUAGUUUUGUGUGUGUGUAUUUUCAAAUAAAUACAGAGGAAAAAGCAUUUGCUUUGUGGAAUAAACCAAGUCAGUUCAGCUAGAAUAAUAGGUACUUUCAAAAAGCUGUUCUUUAAGAGCAAACUACUUGGGACCACCUAAAUGCAUGUACCCUUGAGAGAAAACAGCUUAUAUCAUUUCACAUACCUGUAAAUUCUGUGAAAAAUGAUACAGAAUUUCAGAAAACUAGUUUUUGAUAAUUGAUGGCUAUAGGGAGAUAAAAAUAUGAUGAAGUUCUGAAAAAUUAAUUUAUGUUCAGGUAGGUUUUUUAAAGUUUCUACCUCACUGAGAAGCAAAAAAUUUCUGAGUUUUAAAUUUAUAUUAAAAAAAAAAAAAAGGUUGGGGGAGAUCGUAACAAUGUAAACAUACAUGGUAAUGAAGAUUCAAUCUUUUUUAAAUCCUUAGUAUAUAGCGGAGUACCUGGGAUAUUAGUUGGCAUUCAGUAAAUACUUACUGAUCAACUCAUUAGAACUUCUGUUCCAUUUAUUUCCAUGUCAAAAAUUGAAAAAAUAAGGAAUUCCAUGGAAAAUCCUAAUCUCUAAUUUGAAUAUAGUUCUUAUAGUACAGUAGAAAUGGAGCCAGAGUAUCUGAUUUCUUUAUGGUACUGCCAUUUAUUACCUUGGUAUUUUCAGAAAAAUCAGUUAAUUUCUCUGGCUUCAGUUUUCUAAUCUGUAAAGAAUGAAGAUGCUGGACUAAAUAAUCUCAGGUCUUAUACAGCUCUAAAUCUAUAAAACUAAUUUGUUCUUUUAUUUUAACAGGUUUAAUAUGCAUUGAGAAAACUGUGCUGUUAUGACCUAUUUAAUAUAGGUUUGUUCUUGGAAAACUCUUACAUUCAUUAGCAAUGGAGAUUGAAAAACGCAUGGUACUUUAUGAAGAUGAUUCAGUAGAAGUACACUAUCUUGAUGGCUCCAAAUUACAGCUUUCUCCAUGUGGCUCCGAAUUCCUAUUUGAAAAGGCACCUCCUAUUUCAGCACAUCCUUUGCAGCAACCAGAAAGAAUUCGUCAAAGGACCCAAUUUGUUAUUAGUAAUUACAGAGAGCAAUUACUGCAGGCCCUAGAUUUUAGAAAUUGCUUUUCUAAUUGUCCAUUUUUACCUGAAAGCAUUAUACCUUCUGAAAGAAAACAGUCUAUUUAUACUGAUAUCUCAGAAGUCAGGUGGCCCAGUCGUGAUACUCAUGAUGCAGUGAUUUGUAUGGAUGACGGCACUGUGAAGAUUUCAUCUUUAGAUGGUUAUGCUUAUCUUUGUCUACCUAAACAGCAGCAUGAAUUUACUAUACAUUUUUUAUGCAAAAUCAGCCAGAAGUCUCACUCACUAAUGGUACUACCAGAAAAAAAGAAUAAUGAUUUUAAAAAAGUACAUCACCAAUGGGAAAAAGCAAGCAAAAACUGUAUGGUUCAAACAACUUUUGAUGGACAAAGUUUGCAGAAUAAGGAAAAUAAUUCACACUGCUAUAUCAUGAAAUCCAAGGAAUUAUUGGGAGCAAAUAAUUUUGUAAAUGAAUCUGAAGGGAAAGAGAUGACACCUUUGUCUCACAAGAAAUACACAUUUGUGUACACGUGGGUGAAACAGUGCUGGUCAGUGGAGUCAUGUCCAGAACAAUGGAAAUAUCCUUUAUCUUUGGCACUUGACUUUCUUCAAGCUGAUCAGAAUGUUAAACAGAUCCCAGUUUCAGCAUCUGAUAUUUCAAAGGAAGAUGACGAGGUUUCUGUUCUUCCCAGAGCUCUUCCCCUCAGUUGUCAUAAUCCACAUCUGCACAGAUGGAAUUUCUCUGAUUCAUCUUUGCAGGAACAAGAAUAUACCUAUCCUGAACUUGCAAAAGUAGUAUGGUAUAAAGGUACAUUAUUUAGAUUAACUCUUGAAACUGUGAACUUAAUAGAAAUUUUUCCUGGUGAUGGAUCCAUUCUCAAAUCAGAAGGAACUUUUUUGGGGAACUAUUUCACAUUCUCUCCAGCACACAAAGAAUCAGGACAAAGAGAAGAGAAAAUGUAUUCAAUAAAAAACCUUCCUCCAGAUAGACCAGGGAAUUCCUAUUCUGUUUGCUCCCUUAUUACACAGGCCACCAGAAUUCUUCAACAUUGUGUCAAAAUUAGACUUUCUUUAAGCCAUAAUUAUAAUAUAUGCUGCUGGAAAAUGGUUUCUGGAUCAAAUAAAGGGAAUAUGCCAAUGCUUUUGAGGGAGACACUCAUUCCCAUGAUAGGAAGUUUUUUUGUGUAUUCUGAUGAUAAAGUAUUUGCUAUCUUUUUGGAUGGUGUUUCCCUAACCCUAAUUUGGAAUUUCAGAAAGACACAGAUAAAUCAAGGUGUUACCUUAGGUUGGUGUAAAUUAACUCUCCCAGAUGGACAGGAUCAUUUAAUUCAAAUGGAACAUCCUGGACAAUUUGAAAGGUAUGUGACAACAGUAGUAGCUUGGUGCAAGAGUCUCACUCAGACUAAUCUUCAGGAGAUUUUCACAUAUCCUCCAUCAUCACCUAUUACUGAAGAAAACUGGUCUGUUACUUCUGAACUUGAAAAAAUGCGAAAAUUUAACUUUUUAUUGGAGAACAACAGUGUCCUAAAUCAGAUUUCUACUAAAAAAACCAAGCAGUCUUCUGGUAGUUCCAAACCACAAUCUUCGGAACCCUGUAGCUUUUGUGAAGAAGUUAAUCAAAAGAGUGUAUCAUUAGCAUUGAAGAAAACCUCAGAAAUCCUUCAGGACAUUGAAUCUCUAAUAGCCAGUUCCAAAAAGUAAAAAUAAUAAUUUUUUUUUAAUAAAAGGUUUUAACUACA
This is a messenger RNA of Antechinus flavipes (yellow-footed antechinus), 5510 nucleotides long. RefSeq names its product chromosome 1 C5orf34 homolog (gene C1H5orf34). The transcript has 12 exons. Lineage: Eukaryota; Metazoa; Chordata; Mammalia; Dasyuromorphia; Dasyuridae. The coding region runs from base 3586 to 5472 and encodes 628 amino acids. The record is from RefSeq and is a predicted model, not a curated record.